AAAUGGCUUUGGAGUGUAACAGGUCUAAAAAGUACACAGCGACUCUCUUAAUUGUGUUUAUUUUGUUGUGUUUUUCACGCACUGCUAUGUGUAGACGAAUGUACAGAUAUGAGAGUCACGCGCGUGUUUCAGAAGCUACAGAGGAUCAGUGGUUUAUCCAGAGACUGGACCAUUUUAACGGAGCUGACACUCGAGUCUGGAAACAGAGAUAUUUCAUAAAUGACAGCUUCUAUAGACCUGGAGGUCCGGUGUUUCUGAUGAUCGGAGGUGAGGGUCCGGCAAACCCCGCCUGGAUGCAGCAUGGGACCUGGCUGUUGUACGCUCAGAAACUGGGUGCUCUGUGUUUGUUACUGGAGCAUCGCUUCUAUGGGAAGAGUCACCCGACAGAGAACCUGAGCAAUGCCAAUCUACAGUUUCUCAGCAGUCGGCAGGCAUUGGCCGAUCUCGCUCACUUUCGCACGGUCACAGCAGCAGUGCGAGGUUUGACUUAUAGCAAGUGGGUUGCAUUUGGGGGCUCUUACCCAGGAUCCCUAGCUGCAUGGUUCCGUCUUAAGUACCCACAUUUAGUCCACGCAGCAGUGGCGACCAGCGCACCUGUACACGCAACAGUCAACUUUCCAGAAUAUUUGGAGGUGGUGUGGAGAUCGCUUGCAGCAGAAAACCCGGAGUGCCCCCUGCUGGUGAAGAAAGCAUCGGACACGUUGGUGGCACGACUCCAUGACCCAAAAACCUACGAUAACAUCACCAAAGAUUUCAGGUUUUGCUCUCAGCUACAGAUUCAGUCCAAGAUGGACUCUGCAUAUCUUUUGGAGACUCUGGCUGGAAAUUUCAUGGAUGUAGUGCAAUACAAUGAGGACAACAGGGCAUUUGAGGGUGCUGGGGGCACUAACAUCACCAUUAAAGUGUUGUGUGGUGUGAUGCUAGACUCAUCCCUGGGUGACCCAUACGACCGUUAUGCGGCGCUGGUCCGUCUGAUGCAGGAGAUGUUCUCUGAGUCUUGCACUGACGUCCAGUACAAAACCUACGUUCAGGAUAUGAGUAACACCAGCUGGAGUGGCCCAGCGGCUGAAGGAGGGCGGCAGUGGGUGUAUCAGACUUGCACUGAAUUUGGAUUUUAUCAAAGCACAGAUUCACCAAACCAGCCCUUCAGUGGAUUUCCCUUACAAUGUUUCCUGCAGCAGUGUGCUGACAUAUAUAAUCUGAGCACCUCAUUGGAUGAAAUAGUUCAGCAGACCAAUGAGGAAUAUGGAGGAUAUGACAUCAGAACCACAAGGAUUGUUUUCCCAAAUGGUUCGAUUGAUCCCUGGCAUGCUCUCGGGGUGACUAAGGACAUCACGGAUGAUCUUCCUUCAGUCUUCAUCAAAGGAACGGCACAUUGUGCUAACAUGUACCCAGCCCGAACAGAAGACCUUCCUCAGCUGGGUCUGGCACGGGACCGCAUCUUCCUCCUGCUCCAAAAGUGGCUGGCCGAGUGAUGGACAAUCAAAGUAGCCAUUCAUAUAAACAGCUUUGAUGACUGGCACAUCAUGUAACAUGUAAUGACCAAUCAGGUAUCUUUUUCCUCUGACUCGGAUAUGUCAUGGUAUUAAUAUAAUGCAAAGGAAUUUUCUUUCUUUUGAAAUCUGACUAUGUGACAAGUCUUGAUUUCACAAUGAAUGUCUUUGUUUAUAAAAGUGUAAAUUACUGUUUUUCGUUGAAUCAACUUUGAAUAUUUUGAAACAGAAUUUUUUUCAAUAAAGCUGAUUUUAAGAGUU
This is a messenger RNA of Triplophysa dalaica, 1754 nucleotides long. It is a transcript of the gene prss59, whose product is annotated as serine protease 16. The transcript is spliced from 9 exons. Bases 3 to 1475 code for a protein of 490 amino acids. NCBI's taxonomy places the organism in Eukaryota, Metazoa, Chordata, Actinopteri, Cypriniformes, Nemacheilidae. Gene Ontology annotation, biological process: proteolysis. The record is from RefSeq and is a predicted model, not a curated record. Gene Ontology annotation, molecular function: serine-type exopeptidase activity; dipeptidyl-peptidase activity.